Camelina sativa (false flax) is the source of this 1447-nucleotide messenger RNA. Its product is annotated as NAC domain-containing protein 10. The record is from RefSeq and is a predicted model, not a curated record. Gene Ontology annotation, biological process: regulation of DNA-templated transcription. NCBI's taxonomy places the organism in Eukaryota, Viridiplantae, Streptophyta, Magnoliopsida, Brassicales, Brassicaceae. Gene Ontology annotation, cellular component: nucleus. Gene Ontology annotation, molecular function: transcription cis-regulatory region binding; DNA-binding transcription factor activity.
CUUGCCUCUCUUUCUAUAUCACCUUCACAUCUUUGUCUCUUUCCCUCUCUCUCUCUCUCUCUCUCUCUGAUCUCUCUCUCUUCGAUUUUAUCUUUUGUUAGUUCUGAAAUUGUAACUAGAUUUAGUUUUUGUUAGGUCACUGUAUAGAGAGAGAGAGAGAGAUCAGUAAAAGGAGGAGGAUGAGCUGGUGUGAUGGUUCAGAUGAUAACUACGACCUAAAUAUUGAAAGAGUAUCGAACAUUGAUCAUCCAUCGAUUCAACUCAAAGACCAAUCUCAAUCGUGUGUCACGAGCGGUCCAGAUUCCAAGAUUAUCGUUGAAUCCCCUAUUAUGAUCACUUGUCCUUCUUGUGGACACAAGAUCCAUCACCAAGACGACCAGGUUGGUAGCAUCAAAGAUUUACCAAGCUUACCGGCAGGAGUCAAAUUUGACCCGUCGGAUAAAGAGAUCCUUAUGCAUUUGGAGGCGAAGGUCUCAUCCGACAAGCGAAAACUUCAUCCCUUGAUCGAUGAAUUUAUACCUACGCUCGAAGGAGAGAAUGGAAUUUGUUAUACGCAUCCUGAGAAACUUCCUGGAGUAAGCAAAGACGGGCAAGUACGGCACUUCUUCCAUCGGCCAUCAAAGGCUUAUACGACCGGAACACGAAAACGAAGAAAAGUGAGCACAGAUGAGGAAGGACACGAGACAAGGUGGCACAAAACGGGCAAGACCCGACCCGUUAUGUCGCAAUCAGGAGAAGCCGGUUUCAAGAAGAUCCUAGUGCUCUACACCAACUAUGGUCGCCAGAAGAAGCCCGAGAAGACGAAUUGGGUGAUGCAUCAGUAUCAUCUAGGCAACAGUGAGGACGAAAAAGACGGUGAACCAGUCCUAUCUAAAGUCUUCUACCAAACACAGCCUAGGCAAUGCGGCAAUUCAACGGAACCUAAACCGAAGAAUCUUGUAAACCUAAACCGGUUUAGUUAUGAAAAUACUCAGACCGGUUUUGGGUAUGAGCAUGGAGGGAAAAGUGAAGAGGCGUCGCAGGUGAUUCGAGAGUUGGUGGUUCAUGAAGGCGAUGGGUCAUGUUCGUUUCUUAGGUUUACUUGUGAUGCAAGUAAGGGUAAAGAAAGCUUCAUGAAGAAUCAAUAGAACCUAAUAUAUAUAAAUGGAGAUGGAGUAAAGAUGAGGGAAAGAAUGAGAGGGCACAGAUUCUUUGUGUAGGUGUUGGGUAACUAUCAUAGUAAACUAUCUCAAAAGCUUUUGGGAGAUUUAGGUUUUAACCUUUUUUUGGGGAUUUUUACUUGGGGGAGUAACUUUAACCUCGCCAGACAUUACUGAUCUUUGUUUUUUUUUUUGUUUUUUUCUAUUUCUGAAUAAAAUAUGUCAAAACAAUACUGUAAUAGCUCUUCUUUUUCAAUUGUUCUAAUAAUUUAAGCUAAUAAAUAAAGGAUAUUAUAUGGAACUGGGAA